GAAAUAUUUUUCACGAUUUGGAUAUUCUGUUACUUUGAAAGGACACUUGCAUAUUAUAUUCUAAAUGAAUUAAAGUGUAUUAUUAUUUUGCAAUGCAGCGACAUAUUAUUGGACACACUUGUGAGACUUAAUAUUCGGAUUUUCUAGCUGACCAUGAUUCUAAUUUUGGUAAAAACAAACCCAUAUCGUAUCAGUGUGACAGACGAAGAAAAAACCUUUCGGAGUGGUUAACUGGUCACAGAUCCUUAUCGGACUGAGUGUUUCAUCGCUGUGCGCUGGGUUGCAGUCUACUAAAACACGGAUGUUAUUGAAGUAUGUUCUACAAUUCUCAUUAUAUAUAUGUUAAUAUAUUCGUAACGCGAAAAGAACUCCCGUGAAUAUCUGCCAUGUGUAUAUCAGAACUCAACCUUGCACUUUCGUGAACUAUACGCUGAUAAGUAUUGAUGUAUACUACAUCGUUACCUGUAUGGACCAGUUGAAAGUGAAAUAUGUACGACAUAGUGAUUCUAGGGGCGGGGAUAGUGGGGUUAUCGACAGCAGUAAACGUCCAGUGUCUGCUUCCGGACCGGAGAGUUACUGUUAUAGCGGAUAAAUUCACCAAGGACACGACAAGUGACGGCGCUGCAGGAAUAUUCCGCCCAUCAGUGGAGAAAACACCGGUAAAAUCGCUACAGCAAUACAGGAAGUGGUGUCAGGAGUCAUUCCAAUGGUACCACACGCUGAACAGAGACAACGAUCCUGGAGAAACAGGCGUUAUAAGGCUCUCAGGAUACCACUUUGCUACGCCGAAAUCAAAGCCUCCUGAAUUUCACUACGGUAUUACCGAAUUAACGGAACGGGAACUAGCAGAUCUGCCUGGAAACUAUAGGUAUGGCUGGAAAUAUACAACACUUAUGAUUGAAUGCAGAAGGUACUUACCAUGGCUUACGAAAAGGUUCAUAUCAAGAGGUGGUCAAAUAGAAAAGAGGAACAUAGAAAGUAUACACGAAUUUGCAGGCAGAUGUUCAGUUUUUGUGAAUUGUGCUGGGCUUAACUCGAGAACUCUAUUCAACGAUAAAGAAGUGUUUCCUGUUAGGGGUCACUUACUGAGGGUGAAAGCACCGUGGAUAAAACACUUUUAUGUUUGGGACGACGCCUCAAGCUACAUUUACCCAGGACAAGAUAACGUUGUUCUAGGCGGUACACGACAGAAGGACCAGUAUGGAACGUCAGACGGGAGAGUAUGGUUUGAUGACGUAAAAGCACGUUGUGAAGACCUCCUGCCUGGAUUAAAAAAUGUUGAGGCUGAGAGAAAAUGGGUGGGGCUUAGACCGCAUAGAACCUUCAUCAGAUUAGAAGCAGAAAACAUAACACUCAAUGGAAAACAGUUAAAGGUUGUCCACAACUAUGGUCAUGGUGCAAAUGGAAUAGCUUUAAGCUGGGGAACUGGCUUGGAAGCCUCACAGAUGGUCAAGAAGAUCGUCAUGGAAACACGCAAUGAAAUAAAAGCAAAAUUAUAACAGAGUAUUAAGACGUUUAUUAGCUAAAAUAUUGAUUGUGAACUUUGUUGCAGUUCACUAAAACAUUGGUUAUUUUGUAGGGGUAAUCCUGACAGUGCAAUUUAAAGAAUAUGUCAAAUAGGAUCAUUUUCGGUUACCAUGUAAUCAUAAAUACUCCUGGAUGAAUAAUUUCGUGUGUGUCAUUGUUGUAUCAGUCCUAAUAAGCAUAUAAAUUCCCUUUCAUUUUAUAUUCAAAAGUUUAAAUCCAUGAAUUCAUAUCCUCAUGAUAUAACAGUUCUGACCACGAAAUUUAAGACACCGAAAUUAAACGAGUUCGCAGUGUUAAGUCAAAUUGGUUGCUGACUGGUAUAACAUAUUUAUUUACUUUAUGUUUUUCAUGAUUUAAUGUGACUUACCAAACUACGAACUGUAUCAUCGUUUGUCUCCUGUUCGAGACUUUAAACACAUUUACUUUAUACUUUCGCAACUUUUUGUUUAUACUUUGGCAGUUGAUAUAAUUAUGUAUGUAGUAGUUUAUUUCUGUAAAGCGUUAGAUAUAACACACCGACACGUU
This is a messenger RNA of Mercenaria mercenaria, 2052 nucleotides long. Its product is annotated as D-aspartate oxidase-like. The transcript is spliced from 11 exons. The coding region runs from base 489 to 1499 and encodes 336 amino acids. Gene Ontology annotation, molecular function: D-amino-acid oxidase activity; FAD binding. NCBI's taxonomy places the organism in Eukaryota, Metazoa, Mollusca, Bivalvia, Venerida, Veneridae. The record is from RefSeq and is a predicted model, not a curated record.